GGCGUGUCUACUCGGACAUAUAUACAGUAUUGUUUGUGAAUGCAACUGCUGAUAGAAGAAAAACAGUCCAGUGCUACGGAUGGUUCCUAAAUUGCAGAGAGGCACAGUAUAUAAGUCGUUACGAUCAAUAUACUAGUUUUAAAACGCUCGCCGUAUCAGCUGUGGCUUACACCUGUAUAGCGUUAUCUCUACAAACGAUGGUAUUUUUGAUUCGGUGUGACUUCAUCUGAUAUUUAAGAAUAAACAGGGUUCACACACACUUUCAUCCUGAAAAUGGGACCCAAAUACUACGACUUGUUUGGGAAAAGCGUCACACCGCAAACGUCGCAAAGUAUAUGUAAACUGCUAGCGAGCAUCAUAUACCUGUUUGUGGCUCACGCUACAAUGAGUGUGACGGUCAUUUUUGUAAACGAUCGUCUGCCCGACAGAGAAAAACAUCCACCUCUCCCGGACUUGGUGCUGGAUAAUCUACCUUACAAACCAUGGGCCGCACAUGCUGCAGAGAUCUGCCUCGCGACGGAAGUACUUCUGUGGGCAGUUGUGGCUUCAAUUAAUAAAAAGAGUCUCCAAAUUGUCCAUAGAACAUUUUUAGUAGCGGGGACCAUGUACUGGCUUAGAUGUGUGUGUGUCUUGGUAACGUCACUGCCAGUUCCGGACGUUCACAAAAAGUGCUAUCCCUUUCCUGAUGCGGACGUGUGGGACAAACUUCAUAGGGCAUUUCAAUUUUACACUCGAUUUGGAUUACAGCUGACAGGAGCCCGGACAUGUGGUGACUACAUAUUUAGUGGACAUACGACAGUUCUAACUCUUCUGAAUCUUUUUAUUAACGAGUAUGCUCCUCGCUCUCGUUGUUUUAUCAGAGGCAUUACGUGGUGUUUGAAUAUAUGUGGAAUGGCUUUCAUUUUAUUGUGUAGAGGACAUUACACCCUCGAUGUAGUUAUCGCAUUUUAUAUUACAUAUCAAGUUUUUACAACAUACCAUUGUCUUCUAGUCAAAGAACGGACAAGUACGUUUCCAUGGAAAUACGCCGACAUGGUAGCAGAAUGGUUUGAGCCGAGUACAGACACUUUAGUCAGUUUUGAGAAGUGUUAAUUGCAUAUAAUUAUAUCGGCGAUAGAUAUAGAUAAAUAAAAAUAUGUAUUUCACGUUUGUUGGAAGUUACACAUAGUCUGUGUUAACAUGGUGCUUCGUGGAAUAAUAUAAAGAUGUACGCCAAGGAUGAAAGGUAAUGCGUAGUGUCCAGUUAUAGAAUAUCAUUUGUAACUCAACCUUAAUUAACGAUCCAAUUAAGAUUAAUUAAUCAAUAUAUAACAUAUGUGCUCAAUGCAAAUUAUUUUUAAUCAUUAUGAACUUAUUUAUUUAUAUGACCAAAUGUGUUUUGAUUGAAAAUCGUUUUUACACAGUUACCGUUGAACAGAUAUUUCUAUACAUAUUCAAACUGUUUUAGAUUUCAGUUAUUUUAAGAAAUCCAAUUCUGAAGACUCCUUCAAUAAAACAGUUAUGUAUACAUGA
Pecten maximus is the source of this 1512-nucleotide messenger RNA. Its product is annotated as sphingomyelin synthase-related protein 1-like. The coding region runs from base 274 to 1092 and encodes 272 amino acids. The transcript has a single exon. The record is from RefSeq and is a predicted model, not a curated record. Gene Ontology annotation, biological process: ceramide biosynthetic process. NCBI's taxonomy places the organism in Eukaryota, Metazoa, Mollusca, Bivalvia, Pectinida, Pectinidae. Gene Ontology annotation, cellular component: endoplasmic reticulum membrane; Golgi membrane. Gene Ontology annotation, molecular function: ceramide cholinephosphotransferase activity; sphingomyelin synthase activity.